Molecule: messenger RNA, 3379 nt
Organism: Acipenser ruthenus (sterlet)
Lineage: Eukaryota; Metazoa; Chordata; Actinopteri; Acipenseriformes; Acipenseridae
Product: protein mab-21-like 3
Exons: 4
Coding region: 455-1609 (384 amino acids)
Source: RefSeq, a predicted model, not a curated record
UAUCAACGUGGCAUCCUCUAUUCCCAUUCAAUUCCACUGAAAAUGGGACAUGUUUCCCCAUAAAUAUCAAUUAUUAAAGAAGUUACAUUACAUAACAUGUCGAUUACAUUUUAGAACAUGAAUAAAUAAAAGAAAAGAAACAGUUUUAAAAUGUAGUGCACAAAGGGCAAAGUGUUAUGAAACAGUGCGUUCACAAACAGACACUAUCAAUUACACCAUUUUUAUAUAUUGUUUUAAAGCAGAGACUGAUUGAGCUAUUUUUACUGCUGCCACUGUGUUAAUGUAUAGUCAUUCUACCCCUCCUAUGUACCAGUGGGGCUGAGUGAUUGGUCAGCUAGACAGUGCACUAAUGCACUUAGGAAAUGCUUUCCAUUGUACACACUGGUGUCAUAAGGAAAGUGAAACAGACUUGUGUUCACAGUCCAGUGUUAAUAUCUAUACUGUACUGUAAAAUAUGGCUUUUCAAACUACUGUUAGUGACUUAUUGCAGACGUAUGUGGAUAAGAUUGUAAGGAUUUCACAAAGGAGAGUUCAGGAGACUGUAGAAUGGGUGGGAAAGGAAGUGGCCUCAGUGCUGGCGGAGGUAGCGAAGGAAGGAUACUUCUCUUCAGAGUUUAUUUACUCAGGAAGCUACAUUGAGAAACUCGCAGUUUACAUCCCUGAAGAGUUUGACUUAAUGGUGCCAAUAGAGUGUGGAAAAGGCUUUAAGACCGAAAAGACUUUCCAUUCAGAUGUCAAAUACCGUCUUGUCUUUCCUAAAGGAAACAGAAAGGAUUCUAAAUGGGAGAUUCAAUCUUUCUUUUUACAUGCUGAGAAGGUAAUGGAGGUUUUUGAAGAGCAGGUGAUAUCAGCUACCCUGAACAGAGAUAUUGAUGUAUACCACCGUAGACCUUGUGCCGCAGCCGUGUGUGUCACCAUAAAGCACGGUUGGGAAAGGGUCAAUGUGGACCUGGUGCCUUUUGUGAAGAAUCCAUUCAAGGAAUGGCCAAUAGCCUGGCCAAGAAAAGAUGCACCCUGGCCAUCGCAAGCCAAAAUACUAGAAAUCAAGAAAGCAGGGAUAGAUCUGGUUGCCAAGACGAUGUGGAGGCCUUCCUUCUCUGCUAUUGAAAGAAUCAUUCUGGAAGAUAUUGAUGCGGAUGGAGGACAUCGAAAAGACGGUUUGAAAAUUUUAAAGCGUGUAUUGCAGUCGAGUUGGGAACGAGUUGAGAAAGCUUUGUGCUCCUAUCACCUAAAGACUAUACUUUUCUGGACAUGUGAAAAGCACCCAGACCCAAGUGAAUGGGCAACUUUAGAAGACUCUUUAAAUCUGCUGGUGGACGAGCUGAUUCGUGGCUUGGAACAGUGUUCUAUACCCCAUUACUUUUUGCCUGGCGAGAAUCUAUUUGAAGAUACUGGACAUUUAAAUGUUCUUUUGGAAGAAGUGAAGCAGCUAAGGAAAGACCCAGUCUCAUACCUGAAGAUAGAAACCAUUUUAAACAACAGAGUAGGUGAAAAGCUCACAUCAUUGAUACCAGAUGUGUGGUCCGAGGCUAGAUUUACAACAGAGGAAAUGCAGCUAUGGGUGUCAGAGGAUUCUUUGGUAGAAUACUUCACUCAAAAUCCAAUCUGAACUGUAAAUCUAAUGCUGUAUAAUAGACAGUAGAAAUUAUUUAGCUGCCAACCUGUAUAAAAUAUGUUUUAUACUAUUUUAUACAAGGCUCAGUAACUUGUUCUUCCUGUUUUUGAUUUGCUUCCACUUACAUUUUGUUGUCAAUUAAUAAGUGAUUAUUGAGUUCAAUGCUUUUGACACAACAAACUGUGUUCUGCAACUUUUAUACUAGCUUUUCACAUUGCUUCAUAACUUUAUUAUUGUUUAAUUAGCCACUGAUUAUAGCAGUUCGUGUUUAUUACUGUCCUGAACUAUACAGUAUACAGUACAGUAGCACAAUCAAGUGAAUACUUAGCACACAUUCUAGUAACAAAAUAAAUCCUGCUGCUGCACUGCACACAUUACUGUGCAAUGUAGUACAAUGUAAGUAAAUAAUAAAAGGAUUAGUUUAAAUUGAAACUGAGGGAUUUUAGUGCAUUUUCUUUUUAAUGUAGCCUACUUAGUACACAAUUAACACAAAUAGAUCAUUGCGAUACUAUACAGUAUCUUAUAUAAACUGCACACACUUUACAGAAAUAAAUCCUUUUUUAUUUCCAUAGAAAAUGUUACAGUGUACGUGUAGCUGCAAGUAAAACACACAGUCUACCUGCUACACGUGUUUUCUGUGUGUAUGAGUCAGGCUUUCUUUACAAGAGCAAUUAAAGACUUCACAUUCAGAAUUUGUAUUAUCAGUCCACAUCUUGCAUUUCAAACCACUGGAGUCCAUCAGUAUUUCUGAAAGCUUCUCUCCCUUCUCCACCCGAUCGAUCGAUCGCAGUUAGUUUAAACUCUGUAGAGUGAGUUCAUAAACCCUCUUUUAAUCCUGUUCUUAAUUUUAGUGAUUUAGCAGCUACCCUGUUAGCUGUCUGUUCUUGUUUAUUUUCAUCCUGUCUGGUGUCAGUGUAACAGUCUGUUUUUUUCAGUGCGUCUCUUUGGAUCAAGCAAUUCACGGUGACCGCCGGUCGCAUCGUCACACUCAAUUGGAUAUUAUUGAGGGGCAUGCGUUGUGUCGGGAUAUCGAAUGUGCUGCAUAUCACUGUCUGUAUUAGCGAGAAACUGCUGGAUAGGAGCAGGCAGAGGCUUUUUGUCACAGGUCUGAGGAACACAACUGGAAUCAGUCUUGUUGUUGCCAUGCUUUGUUCAUUUUUCAAACACAAUCUGGGUCUGCCACACAUGUACGUUGCAAACAACUAAACUUACAUUGAAUACAAUCAACUCAGCUUUUUUAGCCUCUUCUUUCCUAGUCCUCUGUUAGCCACCAUUUGAGUUGAAUGUGGAACCCAUUGCGCUUGUAAAAGCAGUAUUUCAGGAUAAUUCACUGUCUAGACACUGAACAGUUUUAAGAUUUUUUCAUUUAAAUUUUUGUAUUAUUUGUACCAGUACCAUGUACCAUGUGCAGAGCAGUUCAGCAAGCAGGUCAUGUUAAUAAAUGUUUCUGUAUUUUUAAAUUAAAAAAAUGUAAACAUGCAAUGCAGAAUGUUCGGAAAACAUUUCUAAAAUAAUUCUGAGCAUAAAUAAUGUAGGAACAAUUCAAUAAUUGAUAAUUUAAUGUUUAUCUGGGUUGAUUAGUUCUAUUAUUAAUAAUAUUGAAUUGACGUGAUACAAAGAUUGAUGUUUUACUAUGAACACACAUUCAAGCGCAGACACAAGGAAUGUUUAAUCAAUAUUAGAAUUUUUAUUUAGUACAUAAAAAGAUAAACAGAAAUCAGAAAAGUCAGAAAGUAAAUGUCUUGGUCUCUAAGCACAAAACAC